Saprolegnia parasitica CBS 223.65 is the source of this 2763-nucleotide messenger RNA. RefSeq lists its product as hypothetical. Bases 1 to 2763 code for a protein of 920 amino acids. The record is from RefSeq and is a predicted model, not a curated record. Lineage: Eukaryota; Oomycota; Saprolegniomycetes; Saprolegniales; Saprolegniaceae. The transcript has 3 exons.
AUGAGCGCCUACGAGACGGCGUACGAGCUCCUUGACGCCCCAGGCACGUUUGCAACGAUUGGCACGUUGAAGAACCCAUCGCCGUUCCUCUUUACGCUCCGUGGGAUGGACGAGCCACUUGCGUGGCCGCUCUGCGUCGCGCAGGCGCGAGAGAUCGCAGCGCUCUUCCCCGACACCAAGAUCAUCCCGGCGUCCGCGAUCGAGUUGAACGAGCGGUACCGUGAUGGCCUCGACGACAUCUUGCAGGAGGCGCACGAAGCGUGCGAAUCCGCCUUGGUGCCAUCGGAUGCCUUUUACGUGAAUCUCUCGCACAUGGUUCUCGAUGACGAAGGCGACAGCAACUGUCUUCGCCCCUUGCCCGCCGCCGACGAGGACGAAGCCGCGCGGACGUUUGGCACUCUCGUCGUGCUUCUUCCGUCGGCGCACGCAGGAGGCGUCGUGACCUUCUCCCAUGGUAACAAGACGCAGCGAUUCAACGACGAUGUCUCGUUGCUGCAUGCAGCGUACGCUACCACGUUUCUCUCCUCGUCCAUCUCGUCAUCGCCCAUCACAUCUGGUCGCUUCGCCGCCCUUGUCUACCGUGUUGUCUAUGUCGCGGCGCACUUCAACAUGCGCUACAACCCGCCCGUGCAAGAUGCUGCGAUUGCUGCCUUUCGAGCGGUCGGUCUCUCGGUGACGGAACCGCACCACCGGAUCGGUUUCGACGUCCAAUUGCCAGAGGUGCUGCAAAUAGCUCUCGUGCACGCUUUGCUUGCGACGGGCUGCUUUGAUGUCGGCCUUGCUGCUUUUCGCAAGUCCGGCAGGAACGAGAGAGUCGUGAGCAAGCUUUGUCCGCAUCCCGAGUGCGACAUGCCGCCGUCCGUCGUCGCUUCAUGCAAAAAUAUCCAGUGGUUUCUACAAUUCCAGGCCGUCGACCAAGACACCAUCGAGUGCCCGGAACACGCCAUCGUGUUUUGGCCCAAGCGUCACCGGGCGUGGCUCGUCGGUAUCGCCGACGCCCUCGCGUUCGUCGUCUCCCAUUUCGCUGCCGCCCAGCCUCUCGACAGCAACCUCCUCGGUCUUGCAGACCCGCGCGAGCUUGUAAUGGCUGUCAUGUCGGCUUUUCACGUCCAAGACCGCAAUUCUGGCUGGCACGAGUCCGCUGAAGCAUUUGCCACGAGACACAAGCCGUCGCUACUAUCGCAGAUGCAGCGCAUCUUGGUCGCGUACAACGACUUUGAACUCACAACGACAUUUCUUCGCGACUGCAUUUCGAUCACAAACGACGUUCCGCUCGCUGAAGUCGCUGUCUGGCUCCAUGGUCUCUUGACAACCCAUGGCUGGGAGCGCUUCGAGCCGGCAAUGCUCGAGCUCGCGGUGUGCCCACCACUCCUUCAGCCAUUCGAGGCCGAGCUUUUCAAGCGCUGCUACCACAUUGUACAAGCGACGCCCGGCCUCGGACCCAGCCUUUUAAACGCCAAGAACGACUGGUAUGGCCGCGGCUCGGACUUUGUCAAGUACAGUCUCUUGCUCGAGCACUACGUGACGACCAUCGCGCCGCAACGGGCGGAUGCUAACUUUGUGGGCGCCUGCUUGCCACCGGUGCUUGUCGCUGCAGUCGACACCUUUCUUUUUCCAGCGCACCCGUCCAUCCUCUUGACGCUGGCCAGCACGGACGCCGAUCCGCUCAUGGUCGUUGCGGUCGGCCUGGCCUCGGCCGCGCUCACCCAGCCAUCGCUGCGACUGCCAGCGACCGUUCUCGAGGUCAUUUUUUGUGCAUUGAAGCAACUGCCACCGCGACGUCCGCGGAAAGCCUCGGUCGAUUCGUACCUCAACUUGCCCCUUCCACAGACCGUCACAAGCGUGGACGCUGCUCGCAGCGUGCUCGUCUUAGCGCAGCGAGCGAACCGUCUUGAUGCGACCUUUUUCAACACGUGCGCCGAUCGCUACGGGCUCUUUAUACUGCCAGCCAUCCGCCCGUUGGCAGACAACCGAGUCGACCUCGGCGCCUUGCAUUCGCUCGUCGUCGAGUACAUCCAGCGCUCGAUCCAUGUGCUCCUCGACAAGAUGGCGUGGCCAGACCUCCACGAAGUCGUUGCGAACCGUCAGCACGACGGGCAAUCCGUGUCCAUGGGCGUACAUCUCACGCGCGAGGCCGUCAUGCUUCUCCAGUCCUAUGCACCCGAGAGCGUCGCGUCGUUUGCGACGGCGUGGCUGAAGGCGCUCCCGACGGACAUCCGCACGACGCACAAGCUCCUCGUGCCGCUUGUGGACCUUCUGCCGCGCAACGUGGCGGCGUAUCGACUACUGGCGGCGGCAGCCAUUGCUCGGUUCGACGCGACGCCGCCGCUUCCACCGGUUGUGGACUUUGCACUUGGCGACGUGGCUCUGGACCCGACGCACUGCAGUCAGUGCAAGGCAACGCGGACGUUCUUGGACGACCCGACCACCAACGUAUCCGAGAACAUCGUGAUGACGGGAAGCCCAUGGGAAAGCCCCGAGCAGUGCCCAAACAUUCUCGGUCUUUUGCAAGCCCACGCAUCGCGCGUGAUCCAGGUCGAGCCCCGGCGCGAUUGGCUGGAGGCCUGCAGCUGUCGCCUUUUCAAGGUGGCCCAGCCCGGUCAAGUUUCGGUGGCCCAACUCGGAAAGCACCGUGCAACGGCAAGGAUCCUAGCGAGCGUCGCGGACGCCGUGGCGCGCUUCAAGACGACACUGCAACGGAUCGACAAAUAUGCAGAAGACUCUUUGAAGCCACGGCCGCCCAAGCGCCGUCGCCACGGAUAA